UUGAUAUAGCCUACCUACCUUUUCAAAAUCUUCUUAACUUCUUUCAUGUUCAGUUGCUUUGAUUGUAAAAUUUUGCACUUUAGAAACCCGAGUAUUAAUUAAAAAAUUCAAUUCAAUAGGGAAAGCCAAGUUAAAGUCUUUGUGUACAAAUAGGUACUAACGUACCUUUCAUAUUUUUCAAUGGCUGAAAUAGAUGCAUUUCUUCUGGAUAUAUUCAAUGCAGAACAAGAAGAACGAGUUCAAAGGCUGAACAGAUUUCAUCAGCUUCGACUAGAAAGACAACAACUUCGAGAUGUAUCAAAUCCUUUUACUUUACCUGCCGAAUUCUUUAGAAGAUAUUACAGAAUGCCUCCACAUGUAGUGAUGCGACUGAUUGGGUUGGUUGAGAACAGACUAAUCAGAGAGAGGAGUACUGCAAUCCCUACACAUCUUUCAGUAUUAAUUACUUUAAGAUUUUUGGCCGAAGGAGGUCUACAAAAAGGUUUCGCACAAGAUUUUGUACAUCCUGUAAGCCAGAGUACAGUUAGUCAAUGCAUUGCUCGAGUCAUUGAUACUAUUAAUCAUUUAGCAGAUGACUUUAUGAGCUUUCCUGGAACAGAAGGGCAAAGAUAACAUAAUUCAAACCGCAUUCAAAGGACUACUAGGAUUCCUGGUAUUAUUGGGGCUGUUGAUGGUUUUAUGGUGACGUUUUAUAGGCCAACAAUAAACGAAGAAGCAUUUUUUAACUAUCGUGUAGGAACUUCCAUGAAUGUACAAAUAAUUGUAGACUCCGACUAUAACAUCCUCAAUAUUCGAGUAUGUCCUGGAAGUAAUAACGACCGGUUCGUCUGGCAAUUUUCAGAAGCUAAAGAAUACAUGGAAGAUCUACGAGCAGAUGAAAAUUUUCCUAAUCGUUACUAUAUAAUAGGAGAUAGUGGCUACACUCCCUCUCGGGUAUUAUUAACAUCGGAUCUCAAUGCAGCAGAAGGAUCUCCAGCUCAUGUAUAUACAUUAGAGCAUGUAAGGACUCGAUGCAUUGUGGAGCGUACUAUUGGAAUACUUACCAAUGUGUGGUUAGUUAUUAAUCGAAGUAGAAAAUUGCAUUAUUCUCCAGAAGCAGUAGUAAAUAUUAUUCAUGCUUGUGCUGUUUUGCACAAUUUUCGAAGAAGACAAGGCAUUUUAGAUGAAAAUGAUCAUAAUUUUCAGCCUGCAGAGCUUCGUGAUGAUGUUAAUAGGAGAGGAAGAGGAGAAGCAGCAGAAUAUGCAGCAGGAAUUGCAGAAAGAAACCAUAUUAUUACACAGCAUUUUAUGUAGAUUGUAACAAUUUAUUUUAUUCUUUUUAUAAAUAAAACUUGUGUUCUGGCAUCGUAUAUUGUGGAAUGUAGUAGAUUUUUUUUAUCAUAAAAAAUUAGUUAAGCAUUUCGAUUAAUAUUAAAUUAAAUUAAUUAAAUAAAUUAAAUUGAUUAAUUCACAUAUGGGGAAUAGCAUGUCACCUUCGAAUUUAAAUUAAAUGUAUGAGUCGCCAUUCAUGUCACGAGAUACGAGUGCGCUAUAGUCAUAGUCGUAGUGCGUGUGUCUACGAGCCAACACAAAAUCUCUAAUAAAAAUUCUGUGAGAUAGGGGA
Molecule: messenger RNA, 1603 nt
Organism: Nasonia vitripennis (jewel wasp)
Lineage: Eukaryota; Metazoa; Arthropoda; Insecta; Hymenoptera; Pteromalidae
Product: putative nuclease HARBI1
Exons: 6
Coding region: 679-1293 (204 amino acids)
Source: RefSeq, a predicted model, not a curated record